Tupaia belangeri chinensis (Chinese tree shrew) is the source of this 615-nucleotide messenger RNA. It is a transcript of the gene NDUFB6, whose product is annotated as NADH:ubiquinone oxidoreductase subunit B6. Gene Ontology annotation, cellular component: respiratory chain complex I. The record is from RefSeq and is a predicted model, not a curated record. Gene Ontology annotation, biological process: mitochondrial ATP synthesis coupled electron transport; mitochondrial electron transport, NADH to ubiquinone. The coding region runs from base 119 to 505 and encodes 128 amino acids. NCBI's taxonomy places the organism in Eukaryota, Metazoa, Chordata, Mammalia, Scandentia, Tupaiidae. The transcript is spliced from 4 exons.
CUGCGCGCCGCUCCCAGGCGUCCUCGGAAGGUCGAUUUGCGGAGCGGGAGCGCGCGUGACUGACAAGACUCUGAUUCGGGAGCGCGCCGUGUCCUUUAACCUUGGGACCAGCGUCGACAUGUCGGGGUACACUCCGGAUGAGAAACUUCGGCUGCAGCAGCUGCGGGAGCUUAGGAGGAGAUGGCUGAAAGACCAAGAGCUGAGCCCUCGGGAGCCGGUGCUUCCCCCGCAGAGGCUGUGGCCUUUGGAGGAAUUCUGGAAUAAGUUUUUGCAAAACAGGACCCCGUGGAGGAACAUGGUCUAUAAAGCAUAUGGACACAGUAUCUUUGCUUUUACUCAUGUGCUUAUACCAGCCUGGAUUAUUCAUUAUUACCUCAAAUAUCAUGUGAAUACAAAACCAUAUGCCAUUGUUGAAACGAAGCCCAGGAUAUUUCCAGGUGAUACAAUUCUGGAAACUGGAGAAAUAAUUCCACCAAUGAAAGAAUUUCCUGAUCAACAUCAUUGAAGAUUGCUUAACAAUUUCAAAGGCCUAUGAGCCCAACUUGGUUCCUACAUUACUGCAAUAUGAAAUAUACUCUUGAAAAGUAAUUUUAAUAAAGUUUACUCUCAGAAAAA